ACGCAGAUGAGGAAAUGCAACCAAAUCAUCCGUGCGAAUACCCGCCAAUUGGAUCGUGACAUUAUGCAACUGAAGAACCUCGAAACCAAAACACGACAGUUUAUUGUGAAUGCCUCCCGACGAGGCCAACGAAAUCCAUCACAGGCCAAGCAGACGCAGAAUGAGAGCAAGACAUUUGCACGAGAGCUGGUGCGGAUCCGAAAGCAGUCGGCCCGUCUGACUACCAGCCGCGCGCAGCUGCAGAGUGUUCAGAUGCAAGUAAACGAGGCGUUUUCGAUGCGCAAGAUCCAAGGGAGUCUCAAGAAGUCGACGGGGAUUAUGAAAGACGUCAAUACACUCGUGCGACUUCCCGAGCUAUCGGCAACAAUGCAUCAGCUUUCAACGGAGUUGGUGCGCGCUGGUAUCAUUGAAGAGAUUGUGGACGAUGCGAUCCCCAGCAACGAACUGCUAGAAGACGAGAUCGAAGACGAAGCCGAUGCCGAAGUCGACAAGGUCUUGCAGGAGAUCCUACACGGCAAACUUUCUCAAGUCGAAGACAUCAAGCCCGAGAAGCCGAUCGAGGAGGCCCCGGCGGUCGAAGAGCCAUUCGAGGAUCAAGAAGCCGCUCUAGCACAAAUGAGAGGACGAUUGGAGGCUUUGAAGAGCUGAGACAGUGCACGGAGUGGGUCAUUAUACGCCGAUCGCACGCUUGGAUGUUACGAGAGUAUGCAAGAUUAUCAUGAGAGCAUCUAUCAUUGUUGAUAUGUUUCCGUAUUGUAUAGGGAGUUUAGUGGGAUGGAGUGCUUGGUUUAUUUAUUUUUUUCUUUUUUUGUCCGCCUCAUUAUUAUUACUGUUCUAUUUAUUUUGCUGCCAACAACAAUGUUUUUGGGCUGGUCCUAUCUUAAGAGCUUUUUGCCACUCAUGCUUUGCGUUGUUUUCCGACCCCUUCCGGCGUUAGUUCCUUGUUCCUUGUUCCUACAAUGGUACGGAAUAGACAUUGUCUUUUACACGUUGGAUAGGAAGAAACAGU
Messenger RNA from Aspergillus steynii IBT 23096, 1009 nucleotides. RefSeq names its product ESCRT-III subunit protein VPS24. NCBI's taxonomy places the organism in Eukaryota, Fungi, Ascomycota, Eurotiomycetes, Eurotiales, Aspergillaceae. The transcript has a single exon. Gene Ontology annotation, biological process: endosome transport via multivesicular body sorting pathway; protein transport; late endosome to vacuole transport. The record is from RefSeq and is a predicted model, not a curated record. Bases 7 to 648 code for a protein of 213 amino acids. Gene Ontology annotation, cellular component: multivesicular body; ESCRT III complex.